UUUUAUGUCCAGCAUGUUCUGACUUUCAAUGUAAAAAGUUACCAAAUGUCGUAUUACUGAGUUUAAACAUCUCAACUAAACAUCCCAUACUGACACCUAACAAGCAAUUCAGUUGAUGAUGAAACCCCUCUGCUGAGCCGACAUUCUGAUUUGCAAAAUUUGCAAAAUUUGCAAAUGCGCGUGUUCUGACUUCUCGAUUCUACCAGGCGUCUUCUCCGCGCAGGCCUGGAUCCUACACUAUAAUAUAUAAUAUGACUCCAAGUUUCGCGCCUACUUUCGUCUGACAACACUAGGAUCACCGCGAGGUCUAACUUUAAUAUGUCGGAUUCCCCGCAAAAUAUCUUGAGAGAAGCGGCAGAUCGGCUGAUUCAGACGGCCGAACAUUUGGGCAGAGUAGCUUCCCUGUCAACGGCGAAUUCUGCAGCCUCAAGUUUGCCUGCGACAAGCAAUGUUGUUGCUGCUGCAAGUGGCAAUGCCAUUUCAAAUAUUUCGGCCGCAAACAGUGCACCACCGAUCGCUUCGUCCGCUGCUUCAGAGCACGCCCGGUUAUUAGGAUACAGGCCUCCAGUUGCAGGCAAUGUCAGAAGCCAUGGUACCAGUGCCAGAGGUAGAGCUAGAGGUCGAUCUAACUCUAGCGCCCCGUACCAUCUCCACCACCGAGGCCCCACGUGGAGCAGAUCGUUUGUUUGCUUGGCUUACAGCAACCAAACACAUCCACCCACACCAAGCCAACGGGUUGUGUUAACGCUAAACAACCUGGGGGAGAAGCGCAUAGAAUUCCCUCGCGAUGGCAACGGGGCUCAAGUACAUGAAGCCAUCAUCAGUACAUUUCCAUCCCUGGCAAGCGGCUACCAGCUUCUCCGGAAUUCCGAGGGUCGCGGAAAAGAGUUGUUAAAAAUACCGAUGCCAGCAAGUGGCUUUUCCAUUGACUACCUUAAGAGUGUCCUUGGCCAGGCGAACGGUUUUCUGCGCCCUCUUCAAAAGGACAUCGUCUUAGUUGGGGAGUCUGCCUCAACUUCAUCAAAUUUCGAGAGAAGCGAGGGAGAAGAAUCAACACAUCUUGAAACAAACAGUGGCCCAAUGGUAGCGUGCAUUAAUUGCAGUGGCAAUUUUGCAAUGACAGCCAUUAGUGACCAUCACCUUGUUUGUAAUGGUGGGGGGAGUGGUACUGCUGGAAAAGAGAAAAGAACUGAAGGGAUUGAGCAGUACUGCAGACCAUCAUUGACAGUGCCAACAGACGUCAACAGUAACCAAGAAGAUCCUUUAGAUAACCUGAAGCAGUUGCUUCCAGAUACUGACACCAAAGACCUGGAACAGGCUUUGGAGUCCUGUGGAGGAGACACAAAUCAGGCGGCAGAAUUUCUGCUCCAAGGAAACGAAACAGGAAAUAUUGUGGAUAAGCAAGUUGAACACUUGAUGGUUUGGGCAGAUGACUUUACACCAUCAGACAAUAUUACAGAUAUGGAUGAUUUAUCUGACAUAAUUGCAAGGCUAGCCAAGCAGCUUACUGGGCCAGUCAUCAGAGUAACUGUAGAUGAAAAUAGAGUCAUUCUUGAUGCGCUGCCCAUCUACAAAAGUGCUAAGUUGGAUCCUGUUAGUCCAGUAACAGUUCAGUUCCAGAAUCAACCAGCUGUUAAUGUGGGUGGUCCGAAGAGAGAAUUUUAUACUCGUCUCUUCAAUGAAAUUGCAAAGGCAGAUGGUGGUCUCAACCUUGUCCUUUUUGAAGGGCCAGAUGGACCGCUCAUGCCCAAGUACUCUGCCACCAUUGUAUACUCUGGUAUACUGACUGUAGUGGGCAAAAUGAUUGCCCACUCAAUCGUCCAGUGUGGCAUUGGCUUCCCUUUCCUCUCCCCAGCAGCUUACUGGUACAUAGUGACUGGUGGCAUAGCCAAGGCUGUUGGCUAUUGUAAUCUAAGUGAUGUCAGAGACAUCGAAGUGGCACAUCUGAUCAAAAAGCUGAUGGAUUCUGACAAGGCAGGCAUGCAAGAAUUGGGUAACAAUGCAUCAUUCAUUUCUCUUCUCUGUGAUGCUGGCUGUUCUGAACGCCCAACAGUGAAGAACAAGCAGUUGUUGGUGGAAAGCCUAAUGCUACACACUGUACUCAGCAAGAAGAAGGUAGUCUUGGACCACGUGAGAAAAGGACUUCAGAUACUGAAUGUUCUGGAUGAGAUCACUAAAAGGCCAAGGCUGUUUGAAAAUCUCUUCUUAAGCAAUCCAAAUGUAUGUGAUGUGACUGCCGAGAAAGUCGUCAGUUCUCUCAGCUUUUCAAUUAAUGAGUCAUGUGCCACCAGAGACCAUCUACUCCAAUACAUGAAUGAGUGCUCCAAACAGGAUCUGCAGCACUUCCUGCGAUUUAUCACCGGCUCCUGCAUGCUUCCUCAAGGAGCAUGUAGGAUUGAUGUGUUGUUUACUGAUGACGACGAAGGAUGUGUCUUUGCCUCCACCUGUUUAUUGCAGCUUCAUGUCCCUCAGCAUUUUGAAUCAUAUGAGGGAUUCAAAGCAGCAAUGAAAGCUGUUUCUGAUCCAUCAGGACAGGCCUUCAAUUCUAUUUAAGGAGACUGCCAACAGUAUCCAGCACUUUCCUAACAGCAGCACUUUGAAGGAUGAAUACUACCACUGUUUAACAAGUGAUGCUACAGUAAUAGACCUUACUCAU
This is a messenger RNA of Orbicella faveolata, 2656 nucleotides long. RefSeq lists its product as uncharacterized. The record is from RefSeq and is a predicted model, not a curated record. Lineage: Eukaryota; Metazoa; Cnidaria; Anthozoa; Scleractinia; Merulinidae.